GGCAGCGGCGCAGGCGCGGCGGUGGCCGCGGGAUCCCAGCAGGCGCGAGGGCGGUGGGACGCGGUGCGGGCCCAGCAUGUCGGAGAAGAAGCAGCCGGUGGACCUAGGACUCCUGGAGGAGGACGACGAGUUUGAGGAGUUCCCGGCUGAAGAUUGGACUGGUUUAGAUGAAGAUGAAGAUGCACAUGUCUGGGAAGACAAUUGGGAUGAUGACAAUGUAGAAGAUGAUUUCUCCAAUCAGUUAAGAGCUGAAUUAGAAAAACAUGGAUACAAGAUGGAAACAUCAUAGUUUUUGCAGAAAAUGGAGUGGUUUAACACUGAACUGUGGAUAGACUUUAUUGAGAAAAGAAGAAAAAAUGGAAAGUGAGAAGACACACUUAGUUCAUUAUCUGCUUGGAUUUAUUAUUGUUUUGUAUAAAAAAUAAAGUUUUUAAUCUUAGCCUAGUCAUACAUUCAGCCUCUACUCACCUGGUACCUUGUAUUUUGGUUCUGAAAUUACUUGUGUGGCGGAAUUCAUGGACCUGCCUGGAAUGCCUCUAAUGGUCUGUCAGUGGCUGAUGCUCUUGCACCUGUCCUGGGGAGCUAAACAGGUGUAACCAGAAUGAAGACUAAUGAAUGUUGCUGUCACAGGAAAUAAAAUACUUGUGUGUUCCAA
This is a messenger RNA of Pseudopodoces humilis (Tibetan ground-tit), 655 nucleotides long. The record is from RefSeq and is a predicted model, not a curated record. NCBI's taxonomy places the organism in Eukaryota, Metazoa, Chordata, Aves, Passeriformes, Paridae.